AAAAGUUUAGGUCAGGUCUUCACAGGCUUCACUUCAGAUCGUAUGCUGUGCUGUCAGGGUCUUUUUUGCUACUCAGAAGAAUUUGCAGUGAAUUUCACAUUUGUGAAGGAAACAACAGCACGUGGAACGUCUUCUCAGUCGAAUAAUCCUUCGUGUCUCGUGCUCUGAAGCAAAGAUGGCUAUGUUUGAUGAUUUCGAUAUAAUAACUCAGAAGGACCUGGAAGAUAUUAAAGAAUCCAUAUCUACUCAGGAUCUUCCAACAGCGGUAAACGCGAUCAAAGAAUUCCUUGAAAAACAGGAUCUGGUAGAACUUAACGUUGGUGUGACGGGGGAGUCCGGUUCUGGAAAAUCCACGUUUGUCAAUGCAUUCAGGGGUUUAGGGGAUGAAGAAGAGGGCUCUGCUCAAACUGGCCCUGUAGAAACCACUAUGGAGCCUAAAGCUUAUCUUCACCCAAAAUACCAAACUGUGAAAGUGUGGGAUCUUCCUGGCAUUGGACCACCAAACUUCAAAGCCGAUGAGUACCUUAAGCUUGUUGAGUUUGAGCGCUAUGAUUUUUUCAUCAUCAUCGCUUCAGAUCGGUUCAGAGAAUGCCACAUUCAGCUGGCCGAAGAGAUCACGAGAAUGGAGAAAAGGUUUUAUUUUGUUCGUUCCAAGAUUGAGUUAAGCAUUGAUGCUGAGAAGAGGAAGAAGAGCUUUGACCAGAAAAAGACAUUGGAUAUCAUCCGAGAGGACGGUGAAAAAGGUCUGAGAAAGAUCGGUAUAGAGGAUCCUGUCGUGUUUUUGAUCUCUAGCUUUGAGCUCGGCAAGUAUGAUUUAAAUCUGUUGCAGGAGAGAAUGGAGCAAGAGCUUCCACAGCAUAAGAGACGUGUGCUGAUGUUGGCUUUGCCGAAUAUCACACUGGAGAUCAAUGAGAAAAAGAAGAAAGCUCUAGAGGAAAACAUUGGAAAAGUUGCCUUACUGUCUGCUUUGGUGGCUACAGUCCCUGUUCCUGGUCUUUCAGUUGCUGUGGAUAUAGCCAUUGUUAAAAGGGAGAUAGAAACGUACUACAGUACCUUUGGUCUGGAUGAUCCGUCCCUGCAGAAGCUCUGUGAAGGAUCUGGGAAGACCAUUGACGAAUUCAAAAGUCUAAUGAAGUCGCCACUGAUUGGUGGGAUAAACCCAGCUUCAAUAUUACCCUUAGCGGGUGCUGCAUUUCUGGUUGUGGCUGAAAAUGCAGUUGAGUAUGCUGUGAGUCUCGUAGCCUUACUUGGCACUGUGGUGGCAGGAGGAAUGUCCUAUAUGACCGUCUCAAAAAUGCUGAGAAGAGCUCUGAAUGACAUAGCGGAAGAUGCCAGAAUCGUUCUAAUGGCUUCAGUGCAGACUGAAGUGUAAACACAGAAUGUGACAGAAAUGACAUGUAAUCAAGUCGCAGCUGCUUUUAUUCAAACUUGUAGCAAAUUUCUGUUAGUUUUGAGGAAUAAUGCAGCAUCAUAAUAUGUUGCUACACUCAUGAUACAUUACAUUUAAAAACAUUUAUCACUUUACUGUUGUAUUCAGUUCUUUUUUUAUAUGAUAUAGGGCAAACUUUUGACUAUAGUUUCAAUUUGAUGCCAUUUGAGGAACAAUACUCCCAGUGCUUGUUUUGCUCAUGAGUCCAAGAUAAAGAUCAGAACAGGAUGGUCACAUGUACAGGUUUUAACAGUUUAUUAACAGUUUAUUGAAUGGCCGUAAAAUCCAACCAAGUUUAGAGCAAUGACAAAUCUAAAUGUUUUUGCUGCACCUGCAAUUAUAUUUACAGCAGUUUUACAACAUACUGUAUGCAUAGUAAUAAAUGAUACAAUUUCUAUUUUAUGUUUUUAAACAACACUGACUCACACUCGCUUACUAAAGCUGCAAUCUCACUCCUACAGGUUUGCGCCACU
Messenger RNA from Sinocyclocheilus anshuiensis, 1902 nucleotides. Its product is annotated as interferon-inducible GTPase 5-like. Bases 176 to 1372 code for a protein of 398 amino acids. The transcript has 4 exons. NCBI's taxonomy places the organism in Eukaryota, Metazoa, Chordata, Actinopteri, Cypriniformes, Cyprinidae. Gene Ontology annotation, cellular component: membrane. The record is from RefSeq and is a predicted model, not a curated record. Gene Ontology annotation, molecular function: GTP binding.